AAGCUCAUUGGUCCGAGACGAGUGGCGCGUAUUGGACAUCGCACUGUCAACAAGCGGCUCCCAAACUCCACGGCUGUGACAGCGCAGGCAGUUUAACACAAACCCAGCCACACAGCAGUGUUUCAUGUGCGGCUCCUUCUUCCUCCUCUUCCCCCUCUUCCUCGGUGUCGGGCCUCGUGGUUAUGGAGGGAAGGUGUGCGGUCGAGACCUGGGCAGAGUUUUGCGCCCCAUCAUCCGCAUGCACCCCGCGAGUCAAGUUCACCUUUGGGACAGAUGUGCUGGUCUGUCCUGGUGGCGACGAGGUCUAUGUCUUCAGUGUCCAGCAGAGACAAAUCACAGCUGUGCUGCAGUUCCCUGCUCCUGUGUGUGAUCUGGUUCACAGCCCCGACCAGCAGCUUCUCUACACAGCCUGUGAAAGUGGAGUCUACCGUGUCAGCCUGCCCAAGCUGCUGUCCAGUGUUCCCGGCUCCCCAGCUAACACAGUCUCUGGCCCGGCUGAGCUGAAAAUCUCCUCUGAUUCUCUUGCGGUUGGAGAGGAAGGAGUGUCAUCUCUGCUCCUGUCCGGCUCUGUCCUUGUGACUCUUUCACAGAGAGACUCACUGUGGCAGCUGACUCUGUACAAAACGCCAGCCUCAACACGCUCGGCGUCCAGCGGCUAUGAGAAACUCACUGAGCUCAGUCUCCCGGUGGUCUCAGUUAGUUUACGUGACCGCAUGCAGGGUCACCAGACCAGAGGAGCUGCAGGGAGGCCUGUGCUGAUUUGCGUCCACUCCAGUGAUGAACCCCAGCCUCCGCCAUCAUCACAGAAAACAUUCAAGGACGGGCAUUUUUGCCUUGAACCGGUCCUCUUCAAGCUUCUGUUUGGAGUCGAUGUGGCUCUCGUCAAAUCACCCAUAAUCAUUUGCGGCCUGCCUGAUGGGCGCUUGUGCUUCGUCCCUCUGCACGUCCCUGGGUCGAGGAUCCGAGUCCUGCACAGCCUUGAGCAAGCGGUUGUUUUCAUUGGAGCAUCGGUCGCCAUGGAGACAGGCCACGGGGGUGCUCGGUGUUUGGUGGCAAUGGGGCAACAGGGGAAGGUGCUGCUGAUCAGGAGCAGUGAGGCCGGACCGGAGACGGGGGGCAAAGUGGCUGGGUUUGUGGAGGGGUGCGUUUCGGGGCCUGUGGUUUGUGGCCACGCGGGUCAGGACCGUCUGUACUACAGCACUGGUUCAGACCUCCUGACACUGGAUCUGGCAAGGGGACAGGCAGACACAGGAGGCCCAGGACAGGACGAGACAGCGGGCCAUGGUGCGGUGACACCCAGUGCCCUCCGAAAUCCUGUCAGCUUAAAUGUGUGCAGCAUUGUUGCCCUCGCUGGAGCCACACACAACACUUCAGGUGCAGUUCAGCUGCUGGCGCUGUCAGCCAGCGGGCGGCUCCAGAGGAUUACCUUGCCUAAGAGGAGUGAGGAUACAGGAUUACCCAGCCUCCCCUCAGCACAGGUGGGCCAGAGCGUCAGGGACCUCCUGGCUGCAAUCGGAGAUGUAUGUGAAAGAGCAUCAUAUUUGAAAAGCAUCAUCAAAUCCAAAACCCAGAUUCUCCAGCGUCUGAAUCAGGUGCUCAACAUCAGCUUCUUGUUGAUGGACCGUCCAAACAGUGAAAAGCAUGCUGUCCAGGAAAACCCAAUCAGCUGUCAUGCCGUGACCAGAUGGAGCAGGUUGCUUCAAAAAGACUCGUUGGACCUGACGUGUGUCCUGGUCAAUGCUAGUCCCUAUGUUCUGGAGCGAGGCUGGACAUUUAGUGUUACUCUAUUUCCUCUGUCAUUCUCUCUCACCGCAGGAGGGGAAAACACCUCUAGAACUUUCUCUUUCCCAUUCCUCAAUCUCCACCCAGGGGAAAAGUUAGAGGUGUCAUUGCCCUUAGCAGCUGCAGGUGACUCAUCAUUCCCCAUGACAGUGAGCUGCUCACUCAUCUUCUCCCUGAAAAGCCUGCUGGGAGAGGAGGAGGAGGCCAGCCUGCUGUCCAAUGGGGAUCCGGUGAAAUCCCUUCUCAAAUCGUAUGGUAGCUGUAUCCGCUUGGCCUUGGAUACACUGACGGUGGAUUGGCUGGAUGCCCUGCUGGUGAACAGAACCACGACCUCCCAUAAAAACGCCACCUCUCUGUCCACAGACACCCUCACCAUGGAUAGCAUCCAGGCCUUUUUAAACUCUUGUCGGGGCAGACGGACUGGAAGGGGGGAGGGAGGUGCAGAGAGUGGUUCAGGGCCUGAGCGAGAGCAAUAUUCAGCAAGAGUUUGGGUGUCAUCAGAGUUGCUGAGUGCUACAUUGGUGUUGAAAGGCCCAGAUGUGGACACACAGGGGCCAACGUUGGCUCCUCAGAGUCUGUGCAUCUCUCUGCUGGACUGGCUGCUGUCCCAAAGUCCUGGAAGAAACCAGAUGGAGCUCCAAGGUGACAAGAUUGCCCUGGGCAGCUCGGUGGUCCAUGCUCAAGCUCCAGAUGGACACACAGUCAAAUUGACCGCAAAAGAGGUAAAUGUAGGGGAGGAGAGCGUGGGGCAGGAUGGAGGGUCCCUGGCUGCAGUGGAGUUGCAGGUGGAGAGCUCGUCCAUGGCUGCAGUGUGUGGGCUGCACCAUGCCGUGCUGCGCCGGGUACAGACUCUGUUGCAGAAACGUCCUGAAAAGGCUGUUUCCACAGUGAAAGUGCAGGCGCUUGGUUUAAGACAAGCUCUGCAGCGUGCUGAGGGCUUGUUGCAGCAGAUCCACCAAAAUCAAAUCCCAGCAGCCUUUGGGAUGGGUUUACCCAGAGGUCAGAUGACCCAGUCUCUUCUCAGUGUUUACCGACAGCUCAGAGAAAAUCCUCUCCUCAUCAUCUAACCCACUUUUAAACUUGCUCUGGGUUCCAUGACCUAUCUUUGCUGCUAAUAGAAAAAUAACUUCCAAUAGUUUUUGUAUUGUUUUUGCGCUGCCAGCAGAUUUUAUGCAUACCUUUGCAGCACUUCAAUAUUUUGUCAUUUGAUGCUUUACACAGUGAAGAAUUUGUAAUGACUCUGUAGUCUUACUUGCUGGUAUACAAAUAGGACAUUUAUGGAUUUGCAAAUAAAGUGUGCCACUGGCCUACCCAAUCUAAACUCAGUCACCAUAAACUC
Myripristis murdjan (pinecone soldierfish) is the source of this 3121-nucleotide messenger RNA. RefSeq names its product FA core complex associated protein 100 (gene faap100). The coding region runs from base 183 to 2849 and encodes 888 amino acids. Gene Ontology annotation, biological process: interstrand cross-link repair. The record is from RefSeq and is a predicted model, not a curated record. Lineage: Eukaryota; Metazoa; Chordata; Actinopteri; Holocentriformes; Holocentridae. Gene Ontology annotation, cellular component: Fanconi anaemia nuclear complex; nucleoplasm. The transcript has 8 exons.